UGAGUAGCUUUUGUUUAGCCAUAGAUAGUUCAGCGUACGUACAGUACAGUGUACCUACAGUACGUACAGUACCGUCCUGUACAGAUGGCAACAGAUACAGAAACAGGAAGAGACCCUAAAUGGGAGUCGCAGCUGAAGCCAAUAACACUAUGGGUAGCCGAGCAGCUAAGUCCACGUCAGAACUUUCUACCGUCUCGACUUUUUAGUGCCAACCUCAUUAGUGAGAACGAAGAGCAACGUUUAAUCAAGUCAAAUAAGACAGAAACGGAGCUGGCUUUGGAUAUUCUAACUUUGCUUCGUAGGCAAUGUUCUGGAUCAUUUGAUAAAUUUUGUCAAGUCUUACUGGAAACUAAAGAUCACACAUUACGUGGAGUAGAGCAACGUCUUCGUCCUGGUCGACCUUACGGCAAAGACAGCGUUGACGGUCAGCAUUUAGCAGAACCAGACAGAUCUGUGGUGGCAGCGUGUCAGCAAUCGCGUCAAGAAAGUCGUUUACGUGGGUGUGGUUUCAGUGUGAGCGAGCCUCCACAGAAACUGGAGAGAGAUUCUGUUCAGUUUAUGGUGAAUGAGGAGUUGUUUGAAACGGUUAAUGAGAAAUCUAAACUUGGAGAUGCAUUAAUAGUGGCUUUGUCUCAUGGAUUUGGCAUUCCAAAGGAUAGAAUCACAUUCCAUUGUGUGCAUCUACAACUCACCUACUCGGAGGGCAAAAGGAUUCAUGUUGCUGAGAAGGCUUUGAUGACUAUUCUUGUCAAUGGUGUUGAGGAACCAGAUAUUAGAAAACAGGCUAACAUGAUAUUAAAUGUUAUUUCUGGAACUACUAAAGUCAAGGAUUCAGAAGUAGAGAUUGUGCAAAUUGUGCCUAAAAGGAGUUGUCUUUUGGUCAUUCGGCUACCUGGAUUGGCAAUGUUGCGCCUCAUCAUUGCCUUUUUCAGCCUCCAGAGUAGACCAGUGUUUCUUCAACAGCUUACUGCAGUUUUGCCAGAAUCAGCCUUCGAGGUCAGAUUUGGGUUUGGCUCACUUCCAUAUUGCUGGGCUGUAUUACCAUCACGACAUCGAACACAAGAUUCUGGAGACAACACCCAUCAGGUCGGUAGACCUCAACAAUCAGCUGUGCAGAAUGAGCAGCAUGAUUUGACCGUUUCUGUCUCACGUGACAGUCGAUCAUCACAGAUCCUCAGAAGAGAUCCGGACGAUGAUUUAGUGGGGCAACUGAUUAGCCAAGUUGAGCAGUUGAAACUCGAGAAAGAGGCAAGCGGGGAGCAACAGAGAAGGAUGAGAGAUGAACGAGACGUUGCAACCAGGAGAGCAACCGAACUAGAACAAGAAGUUAGGUCUUUGCGAGAAGAAAUUGCGUCUUCUCUUGAAGAGAAGAACAACGAGAUAGAUAGUCUACAGCAGAGAGUUGAUACUGAACGGCAAUCGAAGGAGACGUUGAUGAGGGAGAAGGAACGUGUUCAAAGUGAAUUGUCUGAGAAAGAUAGAGAAGUGAGACACUUGAGUAAACAGAAGAAUGAUCUUGAAGUAUUGUUGAGUGCUGAGGCAUCAGUCAAUGCAUCACUGAAUUUAGAAGUGUCUGCUGCAAGGGCUCAUAUCAAUGAACAGCAAAAAGAGGUAGAUCAUCUCAAUUAUGAAAUCGAAAAUCUCCGAUAUCAGCUGAAUGAAGAGAGAAGAAACAGAAGAGCCGUUGAAGAGCAGUUGACGGUUCAAAAUAUUCAGAAUCAACAAGGAAGGGAGCGAGUUCUAACUAUCCCAUUGAGUGACGUUCAGUUGAGUGACCAGACUUUCGAAAUUGGAUGCUACGGAGUUGUUCGUAUUGGGUGGUGGCGAAGCUGUCCUGUGGCUGUCAAAAUGCUUCACAAAGUUUUCGUCGACGUUCCUCACUAUAUCCAUCUUCUGCAGCAAGAAGUGUCGGUUGCAUGGGCAAUACAUCAUCCGAAUAUUGUCGCUAUCUGGGGAGUUACUCUUCAAUUGGAAGGGAAGAAGAAAGAAGCGUGGGUUAUCAUGGAACUACUGCAGGGUUCGAUGUCAGCUGUGAUGAAUGCAUGCAAAGAUGACAUUCGACCACUGACGUUGCGUGAAAAGGUGGACAUGGCAAUAGAUGCUUGUCGAGGACUAGAGUACAUUCACUCGUUGCCUGUCGCCAUCCUUCACGGUAACAUCCGUCCAUCCCGCGUGUUGGUGACCGAGAUGAUGACGGCCAAGCUCGGAGACUUGGGAGGGGCUCACUUCGUCGACGCCAAACUCACUGCAGGCCCCACGAGCGCAGAAUACGCGCCACCCGAACAAAUAAGUGACCGCUUAAAGCUCGAAACCAAGGAGGCGGAUGUUUACUGUAUGGGUCUAAGUCUCUGUGAGUUGUUUACCGGUGAGCCUCCCGGUCAGUGUAAGCGCCGACUCGAACAGAUCAGGCGUAUUGACGAAGACACCGUCCGCACUUUGUGUGCCGAAAUGGUGAAAGAAGAUCCUAGCAAGAGAGAAUCCGCCACGUACGCUCGUUCUGCUCUCUGUCGUAUUCGCGAGACCGUCAAGUACAAAGAAUGCCGUACCAAGAGAAUGGUGAAAGGAAAAGCAGAGGGCGUGGUUACACUCACUGACACUACGUGGUGAAGAACGAACUUUAAUAAGGAUUUGCAUUGUAUUGCUUAAUUUUAGAGCUAAUAGUCGUAUUGUGAUUGCUAACUGUUUGUCACUGCGUUGUAGUUGCCAUGUACAUUUUAGUAAAAUUAUUUGCCGUUAAUUGUAUUGUAAGCUUGCAGGAAAAAAUUUUGUGGAUACACUGUAGUAAUGGUGAAUCAGUACGAAAUUUAUU
Messenger RNA from Corticium candelabrum, 2809 nucleotides. RefSeq lists its product as uncharacterized. Gene Ontology annotation, biological process: protein phosphorylation. Gene Ontology annotation, molecular function: protein serine/threonine kinase activity; ATP binding. The record is from RefSeq and is a predicted model, not a curated record. The transcript has 6 exons. The coding region runs from base 85 to 2607 and encodes 840 amino acids. Lineage: Eukaryota; Metazoa; Porifera; Homoscleromorpha; Homosclerophorida; Plakinidae.